AUCAGAAACUCACCGAAGCAGGACGUGCAGAACCUCCACAGAACCUCCACAGAACCUCUACAGAACCUCUACAGAACCUCCACCAGAACCUCCACCAGAACCCCCACCAGAACCCCCACAGAACCUCCACCAGAACCCCCACAGAACCCCCACAGAGCGGCGCACUCCCCGGACUCGUGAUGAAGGAGACCGCGGCGAAGCGACGGGAAAAAGCGGCGAAGAAGGAGCCGAAAGAAACGAAAGGCCCCGAACCUCAGGACGUGGACAUGCCCGAGGAAGAGGCGCCUCCUGCGGCCACAGCAGGAGAACAGGACGGCCUCACUCUGGAGGACAUUAAGGAGCACGUGCGUCAGAUCGAGAAGGCGGUCCAGGGGAAGGAGCCGCGGUUCGUCCUUCGCGCCCUCAGAGCUCUGCCCGCCAUCACCCGCCGCCUCAACGCCAACGUGCUCCACAAAACCAUCUCCGGCUUCUACACCAGCAACGCCACCGCCAGGGACUACCUGCUCAGCUUCCUCGAGGAGCCCAUGGAAAUGUGUGAAGGGGACGUUCAGUUUCGUCCUCGUACGGGAAAAGCUGCGUCUGCUCCUCUGCUCCCCGAGGUCGAAGCUUUUCUCCAACUGCUCCUCAUCAUCCACCUGUGCUCCACCAAGAGCUACACACAGGCCCAGAAAGUCUCUGAUGACCUGAUGCAGAAGAUUUGCUCAAAGAACCGCAGAGCUCUGGACCUGGUGGCCGCCAAAUGUUUCUACUACCACGCGAGAGUGUACGAAAACUUGCAACAACUACACACAAUACGCAGUUUCCUCCACACGCGGCUCCGGACGUCGACGCUCAGACAUGACACGGACGGACAGGCUGUGCUCCUCAACCUCCUGCUGAGGAAUUAUCUGGAGUUUAACCUUUACGACCAGGCCGAGAAACUCGUGUCCAAGUCUGUGUUCCCCGAGGUCGCCAACAACAACGAGUGGGCCCGAUACCUCUACUACACAGGUCGUAUCAAGGCGAUCCAGUUGGAAUACUCGGAGGCUCGACGCACUCUCACCAACGCUCUGAGGAAAGCUCCACAGCACACGGCCGUGGGCUUCAAACAGACGGUCCAUAAGCUGCUGAUCGUGGUGGAGCUGUUGUUGGGGGAGAUUCCAGACAGACUGCAGUUCAGACAACCGUCCCUCAAGAGGUCCCUGCACCCCUACUUCCUCCUCACACAGGCCGUGAGGACGGGGAAUCUUUCGAAGUUUAAUCAGGUUCUGGAGCAGUUCGGAGAAAAGUUCCAAACGGACGGAACCUACACCCUGAUCAUCCGCCUCCGGCACAACGUCAUCAAGACAGGUGUGAGGAUGAUGAGCCUGUCGUACUCGAGGAUUUCUCUGAGCGACAUCGCGCUCAAACUGCAGCUCGACAGUCCUGAAGACGCAGAGUUCAUCGUGGCCAAAGCGAUCCGAGACGGCGUGAUCGAGGCCAGUAUAAACCACGAGAAAGGAUUUGUCCAGUCCAAAGAGACGAUGGACAUUUACAGCACCAGAGAACCUCAACUCGCCUUCCACCAACGCAUCUCCUUCUGCCUGGACAUCCACAACAUGUCUGUGAAGGCCAUGAGGUUUCCCCCCAAAGCCUACAACAAGGACCUGGAGUCUGCAGAGGAGCGGAGGGAGCGGGAGCAGCAGGACCUGGAGUUUGCCAAAGAAAUGGCCGAAGACGAUGACGACAGUUUCCCCUGAGUCCCUGAUCCUGGUCCUGGUCCUGGUCCAGGUCCAGGUCCAGACCCUAAACCUCGUGUUCCUUCUGAGUUUUGUUUUCUGAAAUGUUCAUGUAAAACUGAAUAAAUUCCUGCUUUUGUCUGAAAA
Molecule: messenger RNA, 1844 nt
Organism: Boleophthalmus pectinirostris (great blue-spotted mudskipper)
Lineage: Eukaryota; Metazoa; Chordata; Actinopteri; Gobiiformes; Gobiidae
Gene: psmd3
Product: proteasome 26S subunit, non-ATPase 3
Exons: 12
Coding region: 180-1718 (512 amino acids)
Biological process (GO): regulation of protein catabolic process; ubiquitin-dependent protein catabolic process
Cellular component (GO): proteasome complex; proteasome regulatory particle, lid subcomplex
Molecular function (GO): protein binding; enzyme regulator activity
Source: RefSeq, a predicted model, not a curated record